AUGGCUCGUGGCAACACUACCGCUGCUCGUCCCUCAGAUUCUUCUUCUGGUCAGUCUCCUUCCAUGGAGGACACUACCAGUCCUUAUUCCUUACAGGGAGGGGACCACCCUGGUCUGAUCCUUGUGGUCACACCCCUUUCUGGAUCCAACUACAAUUCUUGGAAUCGUGCCAUGCUUUUGGCCCUUACUGCCAAGAACAAGUUAAUUUUUGUUGAUGGUUCCUUACCUCGACCACCUUCUUCAGAUCUCCUUUUUUCUUCAUGGAAUCGAUGUAAUUCCAUGGUCAUCUCUUGGAUUUUAAACUCUGUCUCUAAGGAUAUCUCUGAGAGUCUUCUCUAUUUUUCUAAUGCUUUUGAGGUCUGGACUGAUUUAAAACUCGCUUUGCUCAGGCCAAUGGUCCUCAGAUUUUUCAGCUUAAGCAACACAUUUCAUCUCUGUGUCAAGGUUCUCUUGACAUUAAUAGCUACUAUGGCAAGUUAA
Gastrolobium bilobum is the source of this 480-nucleotide messenger RNA. RefSeq lists its product as uncharacterized. The coding region runs from base 1 to 480 and encodes 159 amino acids. The record is from RefSeq and is a predicted model, not a curated record. Lineage: Eukaryota; Viridiplantae; Streptophyta; Magnoliopsida; Fabales; Fabaceae. The transcript has a single exon.